AUGGCUGACGACGAGGAGCGCAUCAAAGCUGAGAAGCUGGCCGCAGCCAAGAAAAGGGUUGCCCAACUCCAGAAGAAAAAGAAGGCCAAGAAGACUCCCGCCGCUGGAGCAGACACAACCAAGGAGGCCGAGACCUCAGCAGAGGCAGAACCUACUCAAGAUGCGCCGAGCCCAGAAACACUGCAGGCAGAUGUCUCCGCGGAGGAGAAGCCAGACACGCAAGAUGAGUCGGCCGCGCAACCGGAGGCCGCGGGCCCUGAACAACCAGAGGAAUUAGAAGAACAAACCGCGCAACUUGCCACUGAUACGAACAUCGAGUCUCCUACCGAACCGAUGCCUCCAGCGCCCACAUCUCCUGACCCAGAGGCUGAGCCGCUGCCAGCCCGGCUCGAUACACCCCGCGCCAACCACGGCCGACAACCCUCGCUAUCAAUCCAGUCGAAGAUGCGGUCAUCCUCGUUCCGCAAGACCUCCGUCUCGCAGGGCAGCGUCUCCCCUCUCCUCCCCCGCACAAUCAUUACCGCCCCUAACCGGGGACGGGAGUCGGUACACGAAGUGUUCCGCAAACAGUCUACUAAGAUUGAGGAGCUUGAGAAAGAUAAUAAACGCUUGGAGAAGGAACUCUCGGAUGCAACUAUGCGCUGGCGCAAGACUGAGGAGCAAGUGGAGGAUCUGCGGGAAGCGAGUGUUGAUGGCGUGGAGUUGAAGGAAAAGUUGAAGCAGGCAGAAGAGAAAGCUGCAAGCAUUGAGUCGUUGAAAGAGGAAAUUGCUUCCCUUCAGCGACAGAACUCACAGCUCCAGACCCGGUCACAUCGAAACACAAGUGCGACAGAAUCACCGCCAGCAGACCUUGUUCGUCAGCUGGAGUCCAAGUCAGCCACUAUUGAGUCUAUGGAGUUGGAGAUCUCAAAUCUCCGCGCACAGGUCACUUCCCAAACAUCCUCUAACGAUGCACACGAGUCUCAGGUCGCAGCGUUAGAGGAGAAGGUUACAAAGACCCAAUCAGCACUAGAUCAAUCCCAGCGUGAAUUGGCAGACAUCAAGCAGGCAUUGACGCGGGCCUCCGAGAAAGCCGUCAAGGAAGGCGUCGACAAGACAUCCACCGAAACGCUGAUCAAGAAUCUCCAGCGUGAGAUCGAGGAGUACAAGAACGAAAAGAGCGAAUCGGAAAAGAAAAUCGAGACGCUAGACAAGAAACUACAGGCAAUGGGCAAUCUCCACAAAGAAAGCGAAGCCCGGCACCAAACCCGGCUACGCGAGAGCGAGAAAUCCGACAAAGAAAUCGCCGUCAUGCGAAAAAAGAUCGCCAGCAUCGAAAAUGAGAACCUCCGCCUCCGCGAAGAGAGUGAUCGGAUCCGAACUCGCCAGACCGGCGGAGGCGCCGACGACGACGCCCUGGACGAGCUCGAGGACGAAGAACGCCAGCGCCUUGAGCGCCGCAUCCGCGAGCUGGAAGGCGAGGUCUUCGAUCUGCGCCGCGGCGUUUGGCAAGAGAAGCGCCAGGAAAUGGAGCACUACCCGGACGACGGACCCAGUCCUGGCUCUGGCGACGCAGCCAAUGCAUUCGACGACGUCGAUCUCGUCGGUGGACGGCCCGACCAUGCCCGUCGCCGCAGCAUGGCCCAGCAACAGCACUCGUCUUUCUCCACGGUGCUUUCUAGCGGCUUUGCUGCCUUUACGGGAGCUGGUGGAAACCGUGCCCGCGCUUCAUCGUCUAACCCAUCUCAUCCCCCUGGUACCCGUGGUAGUCUUGAGCUUGUCUCCGAAGAGAACUUUGAUGACGAGUUCGAUGAAGAUGCGUUCGCGCGUGCGCAGGCUGAAGAGGAAGGCCGCAAGCGUGUUGAGUGGGUGCGCAAUAUCAAGAGCAAGCUGCAUGACUGGAACGGCUGGCGUCUGGAUCUGGUCGACAGCCGAGCCGGAGCAGAAGGUGCAGGCGUCGGCAUGGGCGAGAUAUUUGAGGUUUAG
Molecule: messenger RNA, 1965 nt
Organism: Penicillium mononematosum
Lineage: Eukaryota; Fungi; Ascomycota; Eurotiomycetes; Eurotiales; Aspergillaceae
Exons: 4
Coding region: 1-1965 (654 amino acids)
Source: RefSeq, a predicted model, not a curated record